AAACUCUCUCUCUCACUUGAGAUCAAAACAACAAACCAACGUCAACAUACUACCCCCCAAACGACUUCCCCCGCACACCAGAACAACUUCAUCGACAACCAUAGUACCAUACGAUAAUGGUGCCGACAACGGAACCCCUUCAGCACCCGAUGAUGCUGGAUGAUUUGAAGCACAACUUCCAAAGCAUCGCUGCCACUCUGCCGCCCGAUGGCUGGGAGGAGCCAGGCCCGCCAAGCCUGUACAUCCACCGAGAAGACAGCGGCAUGCUGACGCUCAUCGAUUCGAGGGACGACACUGCCAGUGAGCCUUUCCAGAGAAAUCAUCCGGACGUGCCGUUCCUCACCUCCGCGGGUGAAGACGAAGCCAACGUGCAAGAGACCGCCACCCUGCUAGGCGCAGAUGAGCCAGCACGCGACAGUACAAGUACGGUGCUCGACAAGCGACCACGAACGUUUUGGCGCCGUCUCUUCACAGAAAGAUUAAAACGCAUCGUCGCUCUGGUCAGAUUACUCUUCGCUCGAAUAAGAAUAAGCCGAUUGACUAUGUGGGCCUUCAACAGGGCCAGAGGUCAAAGCAGCCGUGGAAUUCCUUGAACUCCACAUGAAUGGUAAGAGUUUUAACGAAGAAC
Aaosphaeria arxii CBS 175.79 is the source of this 628-nucleotide messenger RNA. RefSeq lists its product as uncharacterized. The transcript has a single exon. Lineage: Eukaryota; Fungi; Ascomycota; Dothideomycetes; Pleosporales. Bases 117 to 593 code for a protein of 158 amino acids. The record is from RefSeq and is a predicted model, not a curated record.